Molecule: messenger RNA, 921 nt
Organism: Pezoporus occidentalis (night parrot)
Lineage: Eukaryota; Metazoa; Chordata; Aves; Psittaciformes; Psittacidae
Product: alpha-internexin-like
Exons: 3
Coding region: 283-666 (127 amino acids)
Biological process (GO): neurofilament bundle assembly
Cellular component (GO): cytoplasm; intermediate filament; postsynaptic intermediate filament cytoskeleton
Molecular function (GO): structural constituent of postsynaptic intermediate filament cytoskeleton
Source: RefSeq, a predicted model, not a curated record
AUGGGGGGGGGGGGGGGCUACAGCCAUGACCUUGACCUUAAACUUGACCUUGCCCCCCCCUUACCCCUCGCCGCUGUCCAUGGUGCUGCAGCCGCUGCACGGGGCGGGUGGGAGCCCCGGCGGGGGCUGCGAACGGGGGGCAGGCUCCUACCGCCCCCCCCAUUGCUACCGGGAGGAGGCGGCCAACCGGAGCCGGUUGCCCCGGGAUUGGCUGCGGGUCCGUGACGCGGCCCCGUUUUACCGGGGGUGGAACCGUUUCGGCGCCGCCGCAGAACCGCCGGGAUGAGCGCGGCCGAAGGCUGCCCCCGGUACCGGCGGGGGGGCGGCGGGGAGGCGGUGCUGCGGGCCCGUGCUGAGGCCGCCGGUUACCGGAGGCUGCUGCGAGCCCGCGCGGCAGAGGUGGAAGCGCUGCGCGGGGCCGUGGGAGCGCUGCACCGGCGGCUGGAGGGGCUGCGGGACCGGCGGAGCGGGGAGGUCGCCAAGUACCAGGAGCGGGUGGCGGAGCUGGAGCGGGAGAUCAGCGAGGCGGAGGCGGAGAUGCUCCGGUGCCUGCGGGAGUACCCGGCGCUGCUGCGGCUGCGGAUGGCGCUGGAGGCCGAGAUCGCCGCGUACCGGGAGAUGCUGGAGGGGGAAGAGCUGCGUCUGGGCGGGCUGGGGCCGCCGUGACCGGAGCCCGGGCCCCCGACCCCGGACUUCUGCACCUCAGGGUCCCCCGAGCCCCCACUCGCCCCUCGGGACCUCUCGGGACCCCCGCAGCCCCCGUUCUCCUCCUCCCCCGUGCCGCGGGAUCCCUGGGCUCCCGUCCCUUGCCCUGGGCCCCCCAGCCCCCGCGGGGCCGCACAUUCACCAGCCUCUCCGGAGCAGCAGCGGGGCUGGGGGGGCCCCGGCCCGUGUCAAUAAAGCCCCGUGGCAUCACCGGGA